UCUCUCUCUCUCUCUCUCUCUCUCUCAGCCUCUCAUCCUCUCCGCUCCGCCUCCGCCAUGGCCGCUCACUGCUCCUCCUUCCCCGUUCCUUUCUCCAUCCGCUCUUCCUAUCCACAAGUGAAAGCUUCCAAGCCCGUGAAGCUCAGAGACGACUGGAGGCAGCGCUCCAAGCCCAUUCCUCCCGGGGGCGUAUACCCCGCUAAGGAUCAUUGCAGUCAGUGCGGGCUGUGCGACACUUACUACAUCGCUCAUGUGAGGCAUGCUUGCGCCUUCUUAGGAGACGGCAUGUCCCGGAUCGAGGUUUUGGAACCAUUAGUCCAUGGAAGAGGAAGACGAGAGGACUUGGAUGAGACAUACUUUGGUGUUCAUGAAAAGUUGUUGUAUGCUAAAAAGACGGAGCCUGUAGAAGGAGCUCAAUGGACAGGAAUUGUAACAACUAUUGCAGUAGAAAUGCUGAAAUCUAAGAUGGUGGAAGCUGUUGUUUGUGUCCAGAGUGACCCAGAGGACAGACUUGCUCCAAGACCUGUUUUAGCCAGGACACCUGAUGAAGUUUUUGCAGCAAAAGGUGUUAAGCCAACAUUAUCUCCUAACCUGGAUACCCUUGCUCUUGUUGAGGCAGCUGGAGUAAAGCGUCUUCUCUUCUGUGGCGUGGGUUGUCAAGUGCAAGCAUUGAGAUCUGUUGAGAAACAUCUGGGCUUGGACAAGCUUUAUGUUCUUGGCACCAACUGUGGUUAUAUGUCGAGCUUUGGCUUUGAUUUGCCUUCUUUUUUCACAGUGGAUAAUGGAACUCGUGAGGGGCUAGAGAAGUUCUUAAAGGCUGCAAGCAGUAGCCCAGAAACUGUUUUACAUUAUGAAUUCAUGCAAGAUUACAAGGUUCACAUAAAACAUUUGGAUGGCCAUAUUGAAGAGGUUCCUUAUUUUUGCCUUCCAGCCAAUGAACUAGUUGAUGUUAUCGCACCAUCCUGUUACAGCUGCUUUGACUAUACAAAUGCGUUGGCGGACUUAGUGGUGGGCUAUAUGGGUGUGCCAAAAUAUUCCGGAUUAAGCAUGACUGAACACCCACAGUAUAUCACCGUCAGGAAUGAACGAGGAAGGGAGAUGCUUAGUCUGGUAGAAAAUCUUUUGGAGAUCACUCCUACAAGAAGCAGUGGUAACAGAUGGCCAUUUGUCCUGGAGACUGUUAAAGCUGAUGAUAAGGCGAAAUUAGGCAAAGGUCCUUCUCAGCCGGCUCCUAGUUUGAUUGGUAACAUUAUAGCAUUUCUUCUAAACUUGGUUGGUCCAAAAGGUCUGGAAUUUGCUCGCUAUUCAUUGGAUUACCAUACAAUAAGGAACUACUUGUAUGUAAAUCGACAGUGGGGAAAACAAAGUGUAACUUUGAUGCUGGCAGAGCUGACAGGCACAUUCCCUCGUAUGCAAAGAGGAUUGUGGAAACUUAUGACACAGAUGGGCGUAUUAAUAUGAUGCUUUCGCAAGAUUGAUUUCUCACUCUAUAGAUUGCCAGCCACGGAAAUACAAAGUGUUGAUUCUCCAUGCAAUUUUUAAAACCAACAAAAAUAUAUCUGUAUGAGUAGAAAUCAUGUGGUGAGCAUUACGUAUACGAGCGGACAUACACCAAGGAAGAAAAAAUUUGGCAGAGAUCUGACUUUAGUGCUACAGGCACGUGGAACAAAGGUAUAGCGGCGUGCGAUGCUGUAAGAGGUCAAAUUGCAAACCAUAUCGCUUGCAAUCCCAAACACAUGCUCCGGAUGGAGAACUCAUGGAGCAGAGGAUUGAUCGAGUCAGAGGAUCAUUAUGGAGCAGGAGACGAUCAACGAUAAAAGGGCACCGAGCGGACAAAGGGUGCCUAGAAAAAGAAAGACAAUGCCAAAAACGAAACGGACGUCAAAAGUGCCCCUUAAUGUGACCGUAUGGAAAAGAGAGAAGAAGCUCAUUAAUGUCGUAUGAGUUUCUUGGUACGUGGAUCCUUUUCGCAGCCCAUGCACGACUGCAAUCGUCACACCACCCAGGUACAGAUCCCGGUCCGCAACGGACGCGAACACCUCCAAACCAGGGUGAUCAGGUGGCUGCAAUGCCUGGCCGGAGGACACCCAUCCCUUGCAACCAGGCCUGCAGCUGAUUCCCACCCCUCUCUGUGGCCUUUCGGUCACCCCAGCCGCCAACUCCGAGUUGCGAGACCUGUGGGCGCUUGGUCCAGCCCGCCCAGAAUUGGAGCACAUUUCAUUCGUUGCACGCCGCCACAUGGCCCCAAGAAUUCUACCUGGGUAAACGCCCUGGCGCCACGUCUCCGUGCCCCUCCCCCGGGCAGGGCCCUGACUCGUGGAGCCCACUUCCUCCCGACGUGUGGCCGGUCCCAGCCUCGUGUCGCCCUCUUCUCCCUCGCUCAUUAUGGCUACCCUCCUCUUGCCUACUUGGCGUCCUCCCGUGCCACCCCGCUGACCCCAAGCCCACCCCAUUCCGGGACAGGAUAAGGACCCCCCCGGCUCCUUUAGUAUCCCCCCGUGCCACCCUCCCUUCACUCCAACCCCCCACUGUGGAUCAUCGUAUGGUUUGUGCUGCUCCCAUGGGACCUGAAGAGAAGAAGCACAAGAAGUGCUGCCCUCUCAGGAGGUCGAGGAAAGGCUGCAUGAAAGGCAAGGGUGGGCCUGAGAACCAGGCCUGCGCCUUCAGAGGCGUGAGGCAGAGAACCUGGGGGAAGUGGGUCGCCGAGAUCCGCGAGCCAAACCGUGGCGCCCGCCUCUGGCUCGGGACCUUCAACACCUCCCUCGAGGCCGCCCAGGCCUACGACGCCGCCGCCCGCAGCCUCUACGGCGAGUGCGCGCGGCUCAAUCUCCCCGAUUCGUCCUCUGUCAGAUCGGCAUCGACCACGCCGGUGUCGAUCAAGUCGGACUCUCCGAGCCAGUCGCCCGCUACCAGUACCAGCGAGUCGAGGGUGAGCUUCCCUGAUAGCACCAUGGAGUCGCCCACCUAUUUCUACAACGGCGGCGGUGGCGGCCUUAAUGAUUUAGAUGAUUAUGUCACGAGGUUGCCAAAGGCUGAGGAUUUUGGGCUGGAGGCUUUCCAGGAUGUGCCGCUCUUCGAUGAUGUCGGAUAUUCGAAUCCAGGCUUUGACGGGGAGCUGAUGAAUUUUGAUGCUUUGCAACUGUCUUGGUGUCCUUGAGCAGCUUGAUCUAUGGUAGAUGGUGUGUUUGUGUGUAUGCGUGCCUGUCUGUGAAUCUUUGUGGAUCGUUAGGGAUUUCUAUAGCAUAUAUAUAUAUAAGCCUGUGGGAUGAUGUAAAUUAGCAUGUCGUAAAGUGUCGUAAACAGUCAUCAGUCACCAGCAUCCCUUUUAUUUGGCGAUGCCCCUCUGGUGAUAGUUCCUUCUAUAGAUAUAGACGACUACACUUUUCUAUAA
Phoenix dactylifera (date palm) is the source of this 3391-nucleotide messenger RNA. Lineage: Eukaryota; Viridiplantae; Streptophyta; Magnoliopsida; Arecales; Arecaceae. The record is from RefSeq and is a predicted model, not a curated record.